GUGUGCCCUACUGAACACUGGUGAGAAAAGAAGAUGAUAGACGUGUUCAAACCAAUAGACAAGAUGUUUGUUGGUUGCGUCAGGGAAAGUAAUGCUAUUCGGUUGGAUUUACGUUUUUAGGGCGGGUUUAAUUUUCGGAUACGGAAAAGGAAGGAGCUAUGUUUUGAAAGCAUUGUCAGAAGUUUAGAAAGUUACGAAAAGGGGACUUGUUGAAAUAACUUUACAUUACAUUAUUUACAUAGGGCAGUGAUACUAUUAAAAUACAUAAUUCUAUUUUAACAACGUGCGUGUCACUAUAAUUGAAGGAAGGCAGUUUGGGAGAGGUUACUAACUUCGCUACGUUGAUUUCUAGCGUGUGCUUGCUUUGACAACUAGUUAAACGUUUUUGAAUGGUAUUACUUGACUGUUGCCAAGAUGGACAUACAACACCGGCAGCGUCCGGUCAAACCGGACCAGAGUUUUUGGGACAACCGAAGACUGUGGACCGCAAGGAUUUUCUCCAUGCUCUGCUGUACGAUGGUGGUGUCGGUCGUUGCGGUAUUCUGCGCCUUUGUUUACCUCAUCUUGAAAGAGAUGCAGAAUGAGAGAGUGAUUGGAGAGGAUGGCUCAGAGGUUAGACUCCUAGGGUUCUGGAGUGUUCUGGUCAUGUCGGUGCUAGCAGGGUUCUGCUGCUGUAGCUUCACAUGGACCAUCACCUACUUCGACUCUUUUGAGCCCGGCACGUUCCCCCCAACGCCCCUGUCCCCUGGCCACCUCAGGCAGGUGACAGGUCACUCCUUCCACAUGGGCUACAGUGUGGCGGUCCUAAAUGGCAUUGUAGCGGCGAUCACCAUCAUCUGGAGCCUUACCUGACCUUACCCACAACCCCCUGUUCUACCUGACCUUACCCACAACACCCUGUUCUACCUGACCUUACCCACACCCCCUGUUCUACCUGACCUUACCCACAACCCCCUGUUCUACCUGACCUUACCCACAACCCCCUGUUCUACCUGACCUUACCCACAACCCCCUGUUCUACCUGACCUUACCCACAACACCCUGUUCUACCUGACCUUACCCACAACACCCUGUUCUACCUGACCUUACCCACAACACCCUGUUCUACCUGACCUUACCCACAACACCCUGUUCUACCUGACCUUACUCACAACCUCCUGUUCUACCUGACCUUACCCACAACCCCCUGUUCUACCUGACCUUACCCACAACCCCCUGUUCUACCUGACCUUACCCACAAUCUUUCCCAUGUGUAUGUGUACAUCUCAAGAGAAGCAGUAGAACAUGAUGUGAUACUAUGAGACAAUGUGUCCAGUACUAAAGUCAGCAUCUCACUCACUAGCUCCUUGUCAUUUGGUUCUCCAUGCUGUCCUCUUCUUGGCCAAGUCCCAGGCUGAUGCAGUGUUGAGUCCCAGGUUUCUACAAAGUCAGGAUACCUUUUUUAAUGUACUGUAUAUUGUGAUAUAUAUAUAUCUAGCCUAAAGAGGUUUUUGUGCCAAAUGAGUGCUAUAAAGAGAACGUUUGAAAUAUAAAAUGAGGCUCACACAUUAUAAAUCUAUAGUUUAUUGUAAGUCUAAUAUAUAACCUGUAGAGGUAUGUUCCAUGCAAUGUAUCUGUGCAUUUGACUGUUAUUCUCCCUGAACCACUGAAUUACGCUUUCACUGUCUCUCCUUCCCACACUGAUGUCUGUACUACUGAACAGUAAAGAAGCGCUCACCUGC
This is a messenger RNA of Salvelinus namaycush (lake trout), 1721 nucleotides long. RefSeq names its product ADP-ribosylation factor-like 6 interacting protein 6 (gene arl6ip6). The record is from RefSeq and is a predicted model, not a curated record. The transcript is spliced from 4 exons. Bases 415 to 852 code for a protein of 145 amino acids. NCBI's taxonomy places the organism in Eukaryota, Metazoa, Chordata, Actinopteri, Salmoniformes, Salmonidae.